This is a messenger RNA of Meloidogyne enterolobii, 1221 nucleotides long. Lineage: Eukaryota; Metazoa; Nematoda; Chromadorea; Rhabditida; Meloidogynidae. The record is from the annotation of a GenBank genome assembly.
AUGUACAAUUUUAUAUUUAAUUUAAUAUUUUUAAAUUUAUUUGUUAAAACUGUAAAAACAGAAAAUUUUAUUAAAAAUUUUAAUGAUGGUUGGCAUUCUUCACAAAAAGAUAAAACAAUCACUUCAUCUACUAUUACAAAUACAAAAGAUGUACAGGAAUUGGAGUUAAUAAUUAAUCAAAUUCAAAGAUUAAUUAAUCAAACGGAGGAAAAUUUAAUUUUAUCCUCCUCAUUUUAUUCACCAUUAGAUCCGUUAGUGUCUGCACGCAAAUUUUGGUCUGAACAUGUAUACUCAUUUCCGAAAGCGAAACAAAUAGCUACAAGUGCUUAUAUAUCAAUAGAAUUAACUAAGAUAUUAAAAGGAAAUAAUAAAUUCUCUAAUGUAUUGUAUUCAAAAAAUCAGCAAAUAAUUAAUAUUUUACAAAAGUAUUGCUAUAAAGAAGAAAAUGAGGAAGAAAAUUGUGAAAUGUCUGGCCCCUACAGAAAAAUUGAUGGAAGAUGUAACAAUUCGCAAAAACCAUUACUUGGUUCUACUUUUUCACCUUUUCAACGUCUACUGGAAGCUGAUUAUUCCGAUGGUAUUUCUGAACCUCGCAAAUCAGCCUCUUCAUCUAAAAAAUUCUCUUCUUCAAUAUUACUACCAAAUGUUCGUCUAUUAUCUAAUUUACUUUUUCGAGAACCUAAAGCAAUAAAGUUGAACUCACCACCAACAACAGCUAAUUCACUUGUUGCACACUGGAGUGCCUUAAUACAUACAGAUUUGGUACAUAUUGGAAGUUCACAAUUAAUUACUGAACAUGGAGGGGCACCUGAUAUUGAACAACAUUUAUUUCAUCCAGAAUGUUAUUCAAUUAAUUUAAGUAUUGAUGAUCCCAAAUUUAGAGGAUUGAUAAAUUGUUUUGAUUAUUCAAGGACUUUGCCCUCCCCGAGAUCUGAAAAUUGUUCUUUGGGACUAAGAGAACAAUUAAAUCAGGCUACAAGUUUUUUGGAUGCUUCUUUUUUAUAUGGAAGUUUGGAUGAACAAACAAAUUCUUUACGUUCUUUUAAAAAUGGUAAAUUAAUUUCGAGUAGAGAAAAUGGUCCAAAUUCACUUUCGAAAGAGUUACCGCCAACUUUAGAAAUGUUAAAAAAUGGAGGAAAAAGUCAAAAAUUAAUUUGGAAUAAUUAUUUUUGUCCCAGUGGAAAUUUUGGUAUUUGCUUUGGUGGUGGAAAUGGUUGUUAA